AUGGCUCGUCCACAAGACCCUCCACGCGGUUUCUUCCCCUUCGGAAACCCGUUCAAGAAUCUAUCUUCGAAGAAUCCGGUAUUAUCCUCGAAACUUCUCUCCCUGUUGAACAAUUUCGAGGGGAACUUAGCAACUUCAAUUAGUAAGCUUGUACCAAAGGAAAAGAGUGAAAUCCUGACUGUUUCAUGGAUGAAACAAGCAAUGGAAUCUCUUUGUCAAACACAUAAUGGUAUCAAGACCCUUAUAACUGAUUUAGGGCUUCCGGUAUCAGAUUGGGAGGAUAAAUGGGUUGAUGUCUAUCUUGACAUAAGCGUGAAGCUUCUUGAUCUCUGCAAUGCCUUUAGCUCGGAGUUAUCCCGUCUCAACCAAGGUCAUCUCUUACUUCAGUUUGCUUUGCAUAACUUGGAGACAAACUCUCCUCAGAAUCUGUCGAAAGCUCAAUCAUCUCUAGACAGCUGGAAGCAACACAUUGCUUCCAAGAACCCGAGAAUCGAGAAUUGCCGUGCGAUCUUGAGCAGCCUUGUCCAAACCUUGAAUCUUCCCAAGGUGAAAAACUCGGCCGAAGGAAAAGUUCUGAUGCGAGCUCUAUACGGUGUAAAGGUCAAGACUUUAUACAUUUCCGGUGUUUUUGCUGCAGCGUUCUCAGGUUCAUCGCAGAAUCUGUUUUACCUCCCCGUCGCAAACGAGCUUCCAUGGGCACAAUCCUUCAUGGAAAUGCAGAACACCAUAAACGCAGAAAUCAAAUACAUAUUUUUAUCAGACGGGUUAACAGUUCUGAAAGAGCUAGAGGCAGUUGAUUCUGGUGUUAAGAAACUUUACCCUGCGAUCCAGCAAGGAUCAGUAGAUCCGUUAUCGCUGCAGCCAUUGAAGGAUUCGGUAACAGAACUAUCGAAUGGGCUAGAUCUUGUUUCGAAAGAAGUAGAUUGUUUCUUCAAGAUUUUGUUAUCAGGACGAGACACAUUACUGGAGAACCUCAGGUCGAUCGGGGCAUCAACGGUACUGACAACAUCACCAAAAAAGUCUCCCGGAAAAAAUCACAAAGGAUUCUGA
This is a messenger RNA of Arabis nemorensis, 1050 nucleotides long. Lineage: Eukaryota; Viridiplantae; Streptophyta; Magnoliopsida; Brassicales; Brassicaceae. The record is from the annotation of a GenBank genome assembly.